AUAAUGAAUAAUGUUAACAGACACACCCACUAAAAAGCAGCAGAGAAGUGUACAUAUAGCUGUUCAAAUGGCUGUAAGACAAAAGUUUUACUCAGGAGGGCCUGUACAAGACAAAGAGCAAAAGUAUGCCUUCAAAAGUAUUAAGCUACUGAAGGAACAGGCCCUCGGUACUGGAGUCGUGUUUAAAGCCAAAUGUGAUCAGCUUAUUUGUGCCGCCAAGCUCGUCUAUCCUGUUCAAGCAUCUGAUAACAACGUUGAGCAGCAUAUCUAUCAAUUUGAGUCUGAAUGUCAAUUUUUAAGCCGCAUUGGCCAUCCUAACAUUGUGCAGUACCUAGGGAUCUACCGUGAUCCUGAAACAAACACCCCAGUUCUUCUGAUGGAGCUCAUGGAUGAGAAUCUGACACACUUCCUCGAGUCAUCACUAGGAGACAUUCCCUACCACAUCCAAGUCAACCUCUCUUAUGAUAUAGCUCAAGCACUUGCCUUUCUUCACUCUAAUGGGAUCAUUCAUUGUGACCUCUCUAGCAACAAUGUCCUACUGAUUGCAGGAACUCGAGCGAAGGUCACUGAUUUUGGGAUGUCAAAAUUCACUACUGUACGUACUUGCCCGAGAAAACGAGUGUUCAUGCCACCAGAAGUCCUAAAUGAACCACCGGUGUACACAGAGAAACUUGACUCUUUCUCUUUUGGCGUGCUCUUAAUUCAGAUUGCGACACGACAGUUCCCUGAUCCUGCUAAUCGAAUCACGAAGAUCAGUCAAGAAGCUCUUGCCCUCGAGGUGGAAAGACGACAAACGCAUAUCCACCUGAUUGAGUCCACCCACCCUCUACUCUCUAUUACAUUGGAUUGUCUAAAAGACAAAGAUGUGGAUCGACCCACCACCAAACAGCUCUGUGAAACAGUAGAUGUCAUCAAAAGCACAUUAAGAGAUUCUAGACCCAUAGUCAGCCCACAGCAAGAUACAGAGAUCAUGCAAAUGAAAGAAGAACAGCUACAACUAGUUGAUCACGAAUUGCAAGCCCUUCAAGAGGAACUAAAAUUAGUAAAACAAGAAUUGAGUAGACUACAUAUACAACUAGAGUUCGAUGAGGAGAUGGGCACAGUAUCUCAGAAAGGGAAUGGUUCAGAGCACAAUGAACGACCAAAUGAUUUGCACCACACAAAAACACACAGUGAAUUAGGCCAGCCACAAACUGAGCUUUCUGUUAGUCUCAAAUGGGAGACACUACCUGAUGCGCCUUACACAAUAACAAAAGGAUCAUCUACCACGAUUGGGACUACAAUAUACAUGUGUGGUCUUAGCUGUACCUACGUGCUCAGCUCUAGCGCUAAUCAAUGGCGUAAACUACCCGCUCAUCCAAAUAUUGAAUAUACAGUCAUUAACAUCGAAGGUAUGCUAACUACUAUCGGGGGACGGGUACACGGAUGGAGCACAGCAGAGAAAAAGUCUAACCAGCUAUACUGUUUCAUUAACGGAAAAUGGGGGAAACAGUUUCCACCUAUGACAACUAGACGCUAUGCACCUGCAGCCGUGUACUCAAAUUUUACUCUAGUAGUUGCAGGAGGAACAGAUAAUAGAAAUUCGAACGCCGUAGAAGUGCUGAGUACUCCGAGGAAGCAGUGGUCCACUGUCAGUUCACUCCCAUUCUCAAUGAAGCAACCAUCAAUAGCAAUUUGCGGCGAGCACAUUUACUUGCACGACAACUAUAGCCCAAAGUCGGUCCUCAAGUGCUCACUAUUCACACUAGUUCAGUCUCGAUCAAGCUCAGAUGUCUGGGAAAAGAUUGCCUCUCUACCUGUAAGUCGAUCCACACUAGCUACCAUUAAUGGUCUCCUACUAUCAGUGGGUGGGGAGACUUCAUCGAAUAGUCGCACAAAGGACAUAUAUCUCUACAAUCCGGGCAGUAACUCAUGGACAGUAGUCAGUCAGAUGUCCACUGCUCGCUCUCAAUGCCUCACCGCCCUCCUUCCUGACAACAAACUUAUGGUGGUGGGAGGCGACCCCUCUAGGAUUGAAAUAGAAUUAGCCAGCAUUUUUUGACAAUACUACAUAUUAUUUAUUUAUGUUAGUCAUGAGCAUAACUCGAUAUUUUUAACUUUUUGUAUCAAUACAAUUGGGAACAUACAUGUGUGUCCCCAUGAUCAAAGGUAACAACCAAGACAAACACUAACAUGAAAGCCUAUAUAAACUGUGUAAAAGUUGUACUCGCAUCACAACUGUUAAGCAAUUAAAGCUGGAAUACACA
Messenger RNA from Halichondria panicea, 2246 nucleotides. RefSeq lists its product as uncharacterized. Gene Ontology annotation, molecular function: protein serine/threonine kinase activity; ATP binding; protein binding. The record is from RefSeq and is a predicted model, not a curated record. The coding region runs from base 11 to 2041 and encodes 676 amino acids. Lineage: Eukaryota; Metazoa; Porifera; Demospongiae; Suberitida; Halichondriidae. Gene Ontology annotation, biological process: protein phosphorylation. The transcript has a single exon.